AAUGCUUCCUUUUAGCAGAUUUGACAGUUUGGUGAAAGUGCGGGCAUUUUCAGAGAAGUAAAAACGCAUCUAUCCAAACGAAACAGAAGCGUGAGCAUAAAUUUUGUGAACAUACUUUGACAAUCCUGCUACAGAAAACUAAAACGUAGCUGGCGAAUCUAAAGUUAUAUCCCAAUAAAACCCAAUCCCAAACUAGUAACACCAUACAACAGUUAAACAAAAACAAUAAUAUAAAACACUGCGCUUAUGGUGGAGUCAUUAUGUCCCAGAGACCGUAAAAGUGUGUAACAGAAACAUUAUGAGCAACACAAUUGCAAAGCAGACUCGCUCGGCGUUUUUAUUAGAAUAGACAGGCUGUUAUUCUGCAGCGAACAAAAUAUGGAAAUAUGAUGUUAGAGUUGUCCUUGUAGCCGGGAGAGCUCCACCUCUGGCUAAGUGCGCACGGAGUGGGCGGUUUCGGAACACACGUACACACACAGACACACAGACACACACACACACACACAGAGUACACGCGCACAUAUUAUGGACUGCAACCUGCUGAUUCCUGUUAGACUCUCACACACAGCCUGUAGGAGUAGGUGACCGACACCGAGAACAUUUCAACUAUUAAAGGGCGGUUUCUGUCAGUGCGCCACGUUUGGGAAUCUUGUAUAUUUGAGAUCAAAUUAGUAAAAUGGCUUCUUUCAAAGGACUUGUCGUUGUUUUAUUGGCGAAGUUCGUAUCAAACUGUGUCUUUUGACCGACCUACCGGAGCGCUCAGAAUAAAGUUUCUCAUGGUGCACUUUAUCCUGAAGCAGCACAGCGCGCCACGAGAAUCAGAAAUGAAAGCAGGACCGACGCUAUUUUGCGCAUUUCUCUUUAGGAAGUAUUUCAAAUGGCUUGACACACGAGUCUUUUCUCGCUUUUGAUCUGCGGCUGCGACAGAUAACCGCGCGCACGGACGGACUUUGGUUCCCAUUGCGCUUGUUUUACAUUUGGAUACGCGACUGAAGCUCCAAGACAGACACACUUGGGACUCCGGAGAGCACAGCGGGACAACACCAUGACCAGCUGCUGGCUUGCCUUGGUCGGAUUGUGGUGGAGCGCUUAUUAUUGCAUGUUCCUGGUCGCGGGGAGUAAUUAUUCACUGGAUGGAAACAACGAAGUGCACCCGGGUUUCAUCCACCGGCGGCUGCGGACGCACGAGAAGAGGGAGAUGCAGAAGGAGAUCCUGUCCAUCCUCGGGCUGCCGCACAGACCGAGACCGCAUCUAUCGCACGGAAAGUACAACUCUGCUCCACUUUUCAUGUUGGACUUGUACAACACCAUAUCUAGCGAGGAGAAAAGCCAAGUGGAAGGCAUGCUGGACCGGUAUCAGUCCAUGCGGACGACCCAGAGUCCUCCUCUGGCCACAUAUCAAGAAACUGCCUUUCUAAAUGAUGCAGAUAUGGUGAUGAGCUUCGUUAAUCUAGUGGAGUACGACAGGGAGCUCUCUCCGCAGCGGCGUCACCACAAGGAGUUUAAGUUCAACCUCUCACAGAUCCCAGAGGGCGAGGCUGUCACCGCAGCAGAGUUUCGCCUUUACAAGGAGUGUGUGAGCCGCGCCUUCCGCAAUGACACCUUCCUACUCAAAGUCUACCAGGUGGUCAAGGAGCACCCUGACAGAGAAGCAGACUUGUUCCUGCUGGAGUCUCGCAGGCUGUGGGCAGCUGAGGAGGGCUGGCUGGAAUUUGACAUCACUGCCACCAGCAACCUGUGGGUGAUGAGCCCAGUGCACAAUCUGGGUCUGCAGGUCAGCGUUGAGACCAGCAGUGGGCAGAGCAUCAGCUCUAAGGAGGCGGGGCUCGUAGGGCGUGACGGUGCGUUAGAGAAGCAGCCUUUCAUGGUGGCGUUCUUCAAAGUAAGUGACGUGCAUAUCCGCACCGCACGUUCUACUGGCGGAAAACGUCGCCAGCAGAACCGCAACCGAUCCACGCAACCACAGGAGGGAUCCAGAGGGCUAGGCCCAGCAGAUUACAACAGCAGCGAUCAGAAGACCGCAUGCAGAAGACAUGAGCUCUACGUCAGCUUUAGAGAGCUGGGCUGGCAGGACUGGAUUAUAGCUCCCGAAGGCUACGCAGCCAACUACUGUGAUGGAGAGUGCUCCUUCCCCCUUAAUGCCCACAUGAACGCCACCAAUCACGCCAUUGUACAGACCCUGGUACACCUGAUGAACCCAGAGAACGUACCAAAGCCAUGCUGUGCCCCCACCAAGCUCCACGCCAUCUCAGUGCUCUAUUUCGAUGACAACUCCAAUGUCAUACUGAAGAAAUACAAGAACAUGGUGGUACGGGCCUGCGGCUGCCACUGACACUGACAUCGAGGGUUAACGACGCGUGACUGAAAAGGUUGGGUUGGCAAAGGGCUGAAACUGCACCAGUGACUCCUAGGUGAUGUUGACCUCAACUAGACACCAGUUUCCUGCCCAAAUCCUUCACCCGCAAGGAAUAUAAAACCUGAAAGAUCAUUUAUAUCUUCUACUCCAACAAUCUUGGACAGCUCAAAACGUCAAUUUAAUCAAUAAAACGAACAUUUGUCUUCAAGAAGGGACCAAUACUGGUGUCACCUUUUGGCGACUUCACGCUGCUCCAGUGUUGAGCCACCAAGUUGUCAGUCACCUUCUCUACUAGCUGUGCAGUCUUCACUUCAUGGGUCUGCAACUGAGUGAAUGACUGUGUGUGAGUGUGUUGGAGGACAGAGUGUUUAAGUUUGUAUAUUAUGUGUUUAUGGAAGUGUGAGUGCAUGAGCGCCUAAAGAGGCUACUGCACCUUCUCCCUCAUUUAAGAGGGCGAGGGCAAAACUGAACUGUUGUGGGACCAGUCCGAGUGCUGCUUUCUUUCCCUUCUCCGCUCUGGCAGAAAAACAUGGUGGAUCAGUUCUCAGAGGGGGCUCGGACCCCGGGGAGUUGACUCAGUGUUAUCACAACGCUAAAAAACCAACAGUAGUCGGUGACAUCACCCGCUUAAAUGGCAGAAAAUGUGUAUAAAUGGUUUGAGUGAGAUGGGAAAAAACGAACCCCUUUCAGUGCAAAUGUUAACUCAAACAAUCUAACACUAAGUGAAUACAUUGGAGUCCGUAGAUUCAUAUUUCCUUCCUCUUUCAUAAUGUAUUUUCUUCUCAAGCCAUAUUUGCCCUCCUAAAAUAUAAUAUGGACUGAACCAAAGUGACCGCAGGCUAUUUUAGUUGCGCGCUGCUCCAAAUAUCCCCUCCGUGUCAAUAUUUGCCGGGCUCACGCUGAGCUGCGAUUCACCGGGCUGGUUCAACAUGAUGCAUGUUGUGGCUAAACUGAUGUUUUUCUCCAAAGAACCGAAGAAUACAGCCUUAUCCCUCCGACAUACCGCAAAUGGCCAUUUCCAUGUUGCUGCACUCGCAGAGUUAACAAACGCUUCCACCCCUGACAACCCAUCAAGACAUUGUGGAAAAACAUUUAGCGAGUCAAAAACAGCCGGCUUAGCUGCGUCUGUGCCAGCCUUCUGAAAUUAGCUCUUUGCUUUUUCAACCCUGAGGGUAAAAUUAUGUUGAGAUUUGUGUCCAGUGGCAACGUCUGUCCAAUUGAGCAUGUUACUGUGAGCUUUGAAUGACAUGGAGUUUUUUUUUUUUUAAGAGAGCAUAUUUUAUUGACAAACUAAUACCAAGAAGAAUCAAAAUACCUUACGUGCCUAACCAAUCAUAAAUUACAAAAUAUACCUCUGGUAAGCUGCUGUUUACAUUUGUGAUCAUGUUUAGACUGUUUUUUUUUGUAAAUACUUGUACAUUCUCAUCUUAUUUAUUGCACCUUUUAUUAAAAAGAAAAAUCACAUACCUUAUUAACAGAGACAGAUGCAAAAACGAAAUGAAUACAAACUUAUUUUUGAAAUUUUUUUUUUAUUAUAAAAUCUCAUGUUACAACUUGCCAUUAUUCACUCUUUUUGUACAAAAUCCAUGGGUAGUGCACAACCCAUGACUCACAAGGACAAAAUACUUCUGUCACUGGAGUUUCUUAGACCAUGUGCUAUCCAUAAAAACUUUUACUGAGAAAAACAAACACUGCCGUGUGACUGUUUGUGUGUACCUGCGUCAGAUGAUAAAUGGUGGGCAACAUCAUGCAGCACAAACUUUUUACAUAAUCUCAGUUAAUCAGAGUCAAAACGCAUUUGCAGUGUCAUGGGCGCUAAUAUUACUAUUAUUCUCUAUCAAAACCAGGUCAUUGAAAGAUUACACUUUUGCCUUUGAAUGGUGAAACAAAGGUUAACUUUCAUGCAAAUUGUGAGUUGAUUGAUGGUUAUGAUACUGCAGAACCAUAAUGCAUUCCUGUCAGAAACAAAAAUAUUUCCCAAUUGUCUUAAACCAGAUGCUCAUAAAAUCUUGUUUUCUGAAUUAAUUAGAUUAUCUUGUCUGUUUUUUUCCAUUUCAAAAAAAUAAAUUGUCUAAUUAAUUCAGACAUUUUCUUCCCAUGAAAACUUGAAGACUCAGAUUAUUAUCUUCUGAUGUCUGAUAAACAGAGUUAAUGCAUUAUGCUUUGAGAGGAAAAAGUCUCACCAAUAGUUAUAGUUAUAGUGGGAAACCAGCAAGCGACCAACAAGUUAUGGUUUAUUUUAGUUGCAACUAUUAAAUGAUGCCUCGUUUUCAGAUCAUUUUACUGGAUAGUGGGACUUAAAAAAACAGCAGCUCCAAUGAAACAUCACAAGGAGCUUUGAUUGACAGUCCGGUGCUCCAACCAAAGUCGAGCUCAGUUUCUUGUGCAGAAGAUCCUGAACUUAAACUGCAGGCUUUACUCUCAUAACGAAGUGAACCAACAGGCUUCUACUUCACUUACUGAUUACAAAUUUAUAUGUGAAAUGUACCAGAAAAACCUUGACAUCACAGGAGUCAGCCAAUAAGAAAGAUGCAUCAUUAUGAGGAGAAAGUCUGUGAAAUGUGAUCAAACCUAACAACGAUGUCUUCGUCACAACUCCUGCUAGUUGGUAUGACUGCGUGACUUGAGUUGAAUUAUUUUAUUUUUUUCAUUAAUUUUUUUUUUAUUAAACUCUCUAAUACGGCCUUCUUUUUCCCCCCCCAUUUUUAGUCAAAUACGAACUUUUUUUGUAGAUUUUAUGACAUGGCAUUUUCGUUGUGCUUUAUUUUAUUACUGA
Molecule: messenger RNA, 5132 nt
Organism: Plectropomus leopardus (leopard coralgrouper)
Lineage: Eukaryota; Metazoa; Chordata; Actinopteri; Perciformes; Serranidae
Gene: bmp6
Product: bone morphogenetic protein 6
Biological process (GO): BMP signaling pathway
Cellular component (GO): extracellular region
Molecular function (GO): cytokine activity; growth factor activity
Source: RefSeq, a predicted model, not a curated record